Messenger RNA from Tachysurus vachellii, 5843 nucleotides. It is a transcript of the gene gramd4b, whose product is annotated as GRAM domain containing 4b. The coding region runs from base 239 to 2092 and encodes 617 amino acids. The record is from RefSeq and is a predicted model, not a curated record. Gene Ontology annotation, biological process: negative regulation of toll-like receptor 9 signaling pathway; apoptotic process. NCBI's taxonomy places the organism in Eukaryota, Metazoa, Chordata, Actinopteri, Siluriformes, Bagridae. The transcript is spliced from 20 exons.
ACGUUAUCGCCUGAGAAAUCUGCAAGACCGAAAGCGAGCAUCAAUGGGCCUUGACUACAGGGAACACAGCCUUUCGUCAUGUAUAGCUGUGAAAGCGGGAGCCUGCAUUUGUGUAUAGGGACUGUUUUCUUUUAGAUUUGGUGUUUGUAGUUAACGUUAAGCGCGUAGAAGGCGGAUUUAUUGACAGGUUGGUGACGGAAGGAGACAAAGCUCUCGGAUAUUCCUGUUGUUCUUGUGGAUGCAACUUUGUUACAGGUUCCAUGCAGGAGUUGCCAUCCACCAUGCUAAGAUAAAGGCGCAGGAUCGUGUUCUGAAGAUGCUAAAGCGACUGGACAAGAUAAGGUUCAGAGGACCGAAGCGUGAUGAGUUCCUGGACAUUGCAGAGUCACCAAACGCCUCGGACAGUGAAUGCAAUGAUGAUCUCUUGAUAAAACCUCCAGCGUCCAUUAAAGACGGAGAGGAAGUACGGGACCCUGCUGGUCCAGGGUCCAUCGUCAUGGCUGCUGCUCUCCAGGACUACCAGAGGACAGAGGCAGACAGACUCAAUGAGGUCAAGGGUCACCUUGAAAUUGCCUUACUGGAGAAACAUUUCCUUCAGGAAGAAUUGAGGAAACUCAGAGAGGAGAUGAACGUUGAGACACUGAAGCAGGAACUUGAAAAAGAGAAAUUGAAAAGACUUGACAUUGAACAGAAAAUGAAUGAAAUCCUAAAAACCAGACCAGAGGAUUCCCCACCUCCUCCUGCCAAAGCUCAUGGUCCUGCUGUCAAUGGAACAGGAGAAAAGCAGAAGGAGUCUGUGAGCUCGAAGCUAUGGAAAUGGUUGUAUGAACGCUUCGGUGUGUAUAUAGAGGACUUCCGCUUUCAGCCUGAGGAGAACAUGGUGGAGACGGAGGAGCCACUCAGCGCUAAAAGAUUAACUGAAAAUAUGAGGCGUCUGAAACGAGGAGCUAAACCGGUCACUAACUUCAUGAGAAACCUUUCUGCCUUAUCCAGCUGGCACUCUGUCUACACAUCAGGCAUCGCCUUCAUUAUCUAUAUGUAUGCUGUGUGGCGUGGCUGGGCAAUUCCUAUGUUUCUCUUCCUAGCUAUUCUCCGUCUGUCUUUAAAUUACCUCAUAGCAAAAGGCUGGAGGAUACAGUGGAGUAUUGUACCUGGGGUGUCUGAGCCAGUGGAACCUCCGAAAGAAGAUUUAACUGUCUCUGAGAAGUUCCAGUUAGUGCUGGAUGUGGCACAAAAAGCGCAGAACCUCUUUGGAAAGAUGUCAGAUGUUCUGGAGAAAAUCAAAAACCUGUUCAUGUGGGUGCAGCCUGAAAUCACUCAGAAGUUGUAUGUUGGUCUAUGGCUAGCGUUCAUUGCUUCCUGCCUGCUGCCUUAUAAACUCUUAGGCUUCCUAAUUGGGCUCUAUGCUGGAAUCAAGUUCUUUAUUAUUGACUUUAUCUUCAAGAGCUGCCCCAAACUUAGGGAUAAAUAUGACACGCCACACAUUGUAUGGAAAAACCUGCCAACUGACCCACAGCUCAAAGAACGCCAGAGCGGCAACAUCAGCAGACGGCUGUCUGCCUAUGAAAAGCAGAUCCAGCCUGUGGUCGCACGUGGCAGCCUAGUGACCGCAGUGCCAUGCGGUGUUGGCCGUGAUGAGGAGCCUGGGCGUGCCUACAGCACCAAGCGAGGUCCUUUCCAUGAAGUCUUCAACUUGCCUGAGAAUGAGCGCCCCCUACCAGUGUGUGAGCACGGGUGGCGCUGCUGCUUAAUCAACAGAGACAGGAAAAUGCCCACUGACUACAUACGGAAUGGCUACCUCUACGUGACAGAAAACCACUUAUGCUUUGAGAGCUCCAGCUCCCGUUCUGCAUCAUCAAAGAAGAAUAAAGUCAUCAGACUUCAAGACAUUACAGACAUUCAGAAGUAUAAGGUUUUGUCAGUAUUGCCUGGAUCUGGGAUGGGAAUCUCAAUAGCCACACCUUCUACACAAAAGCCUCUUGUGUUUGGUGCCAUGAUUCACAGAGACGAAGCCUUUGAGGCCAUCAUCAGCCAGUACACAAAGAUCAUCGGUGCCACUCCCCCUGUCACAGUGACAAACCUGGAAACGUAGAACAUGUGGUGAAGAGUUUUACAGUUUAACAGUGCAGCUUCCACUUCUUCUCUUCCUCAAGGAGGUACAGGGAUACAGAGAAAGAUUUCUAAUUAAAAAAAAAGGAAUCCAUGUCCCUUUGGGUGCCUGUGCUGCGUUUUUAGAAGUGUUUAAAACAUGGCUCCUUUGUGAUGAGAUAUUUGCACCAGUGUGUUUUUUUUUGUGUAUAUCCUUUGGGAAUUCACUGAGUACCACGGAACUGCUAUUACAGAGCUGGAGCUGGUUCUCCUGACAGUUUCAUGUAUGGUUCUAGUCUUGUGUGUCAUUUUAUGUGUCAUAUAUAUAUAGUGCGUGUGUGUGCGCGAGCGUAUGUGUGUGUCUUGUCAUCUAACUUUUAAUCCUGGAGCGAGUUCUCCUUACUGUUUAUGAGACUAUUCUCAUCUGUGUUUCUCUGUGUUCUGUCAAACAACUUUUAACCCCCCUCUUUUAUUUCUAGCUUUUUUUAAUUGUAUUGCCUCCAGCCUUGCACAUGGGGACACACUGCAGUUUGUGGUGCUGAGAUAUAGGGAAUGCCACGGGCUGAAGUGGAGCCGCUGCUGAUCCUUCAGAAGUGCUCAGAAACAUAUACCAUGGCCUUUUGUUUUAAACCUUGAUGCUGCAAGCUUGGGUUUUACUUUAUGCUGGAAACUAAAGAGUUAAACAGAAAACCCAGCUGUUGAGAAUUUCUAUCUACACCACUCCCAAACUCUUCAAAUAAGUGUGAAUACAUUGUACAGAAUUCUGUUUAUCAGUAAAUGUGAGGAAAUAAUCAUUACACAGUGGGACAGUAAGCAUCCAGCAUGGAUACUUAUAUUGGCUGCCCUGUAACUACAAGCCACUCAAUCAUUUAAAUUAAAUUAAGUACAGUUGUACAUCAUAUAUAGAGCAAGGAAUCUGGAUUUCAAUGCAUCACUAUAGAAUGUAUUCUUCAGUCAUAUGCCACAGAGAAAAAAGUUGCACCAGGUGGGAUUUUGGCAUUGUGUGGAUUCAAUACAAGCCCCAUGAAAUAGACAAGUAAAAAAUUAGGUUUAAAAUCCCACUAUAAUCUGAUUUCUUUUCACUGUGUGGUGUAUAGAGCUGUAUGGGGAUGAAAAUUCCACACUAUAACGCUGCAUGUUAACCUUCUCUUCUCCCUGUAAUGUCUCAUCACAUAAAGAUGUCCUGAAAAAGCCUUCAGUCUUAUAAAUGUACCAGUAUAUAAGGAGUUCACCUAGCUUACUGUUGUGAAAAUGUGUGUGCCACAUACUGUAAAGUGUUCUCUCUUCCUGUAGUUGCUGUGGGAAUACUUUACAAUUUGUCCCAGUGUAAGGUCGCUGUCUCCAUUCCCAUGCAGCUCUCUAGUGUGUAACUGCUGCACCUUAACGGUCCUGCUCAUCUUCAGAUAGGGUUAGGAAUGAUAGGGUUAAGCAUUUUGGUUAAUCAGUGUUUGCUCUGAAUGACAUAUUUUUAUUUAUUCCAAUAAGUUCACACAAUAAGCACAACCACACCAUUAACUGAGAGUGUAAGAGGUGUGAAGGGAUGUUCUUCUCUAGCAUUUUCCUGUGUGCUGUGUAUAGAAUUGUUACCAAACUUGAACCAUUACAUGUUCCAUAUUGCAGCUAUGCUUCCAUUAGCUGUCCUAAACCCUUUGCACAAACAAACAAAACUUUUGACUAUAUGUAUAGGCCAUAUAAAGGAACACUUCAGAAAUAAUCCACUUAAUAUCUAUUCAUUGUGUCUGUAUCGUGUUUGAGGAUUUUUACUUUAAGAUUUUUUUUUAAAUCCUGUGGUGUUUUUUGUUUCGUUUUGUUUUGGUUUUAAACAGUUUAUAAUGGUUGUCUAAGGGCAGUCCAUAAAUUUUGUCAGUAAAUUUUUGCAUGACUGUGUGAGCACAAAACAUUCUUUAAGAUUACAGCAGCAGUUUGUAGGUACAAAUCUACAGUAUCCCGGUGAAUCAAGAUUGAAUCUUCAGUAAAAUCUGCAAAUUAAUAAGGAUUUUAGAAAGAGACAAUUAAAAACUGUCAACUUUGAGUUUUAACUUUUGAAUUGUGUAGCAAUACACUAAAGUCGAUUUAUUGACACUCUCAGGUGACCCUCCAUGUUUUUACUAUAAGUUAGUUUUUAUAGUAGUAACACAUUAGUUCCAUGCCAAGUGUGAAUAAUACAUGUAAAGCCUUAGUUUACAAAAAUCUUUGCCUAUAGAAUUAGUCAUUGUGCUACAUUUUCUGCCCUUAGACUUCUAUUAGAUGAGAUUCUUCAAGUGAACAGUUGUUUUCCAUUCUUCACACAGUACAGAGAAGUGUGUAGAAAUUCAUGUCUGUAGCAGUUGCCAAAUGCUGCUAUAGUCACACUAAAAAAGAUGAUUUUUAAAUUUUUUUACGUAAUUGAUUGAGCUUAUAUUCAUAAUUAGUGCAUCACGAUGUAUUUCACUGUAGCUUCGUUACAAUGUAGUACGUACUUGUUAUUGCUUGUAAUUACUACUUGUUAAACCAUUACGAAUCCAAACAUGCCUUUUUUUCCUUGUAUCCAGAAACAAUUUAAUUAUGUCAGUCUAUUGUGAGAGGGGAAAAGAACUCCUCAUGAUGAUAUCACCUACUAAGCCUAUGUACUCAACUAGCCACAUGACUCUGUGCUAACCAGCACUUUAUACAAGUAGCAUUUGUGUACAUGUGUCUGUGUUGUUUCUGUUCCUACUGCUAUGGCACAUUAUUCUUGUUAAUUAGCUAUGUGUUUCACUUUGUGCUUCUCCUUAUUUUCCUCACCGUCUUGUUAAAUGGAGUCACCACUGAUUUAACUCUAAAUGGUUUAGUGCUGUAACUAAAAGUUUUGGGUUCUUACAGAGUGUAAAAUGCAAUCAGCUAGUACAACAUUGAAUCGUUUACAGUUUUCAUUUGAGGCUUGAAGCUCUGAAUAAUUAACGUAGCUCAUAAUUCAUCAUAGACAUCCUAAGACCUCAGCGAAGAUAUAGAUGGCACAUUAGAGACGAAGCACAGAAUUUCCUGGAAACAAUUUGCCAAAUAUUAUGUCUGUGUUACUGUUUGAUGUUUGCUAUGCCCUUUACCUGCUCUGUCUAAAGAGUAAAUAGUUUUCUUGGCCUUGUUUGAUCCCUAGAGAGAUAUAGGGGCAUGAGAAUGGGCCCCACAGUUUUUAUGGUAAGUGUCUAUGGUACUUUAAGGUACUAAGGGUUUAAAUUGAUUAUGAAAAAUUAGCUGAUGUGUUGAAAUAUUCUGUUUUUGAUUGGUAGGAUUUCUUCUAUCUUGUUUUUCAUUGUGCAGCAUACUCAAGAUGUACAUGCAGGAAAACAGAUAUAAGGGACCUUUUUUCACCCUUUUUUGUUGUUGGACAUUUUAAAACAUUUUGUCUGAUUUGGUUAUCUGUGUUUAUACAGUAUGGUUAGCCAAAGACUAACAGUGUUUUUGUUUUGUUGUUGUUUUUUUUGUUUGUUUGUUUUUUUAAAAUGAAUUUUUAGAGGAUCCAGUUAAGAAAACCAUGUAUAGAACACAGUAAAUCAUUAACCUCAGAUCAAUUCAUUGAUGCUGUUUUAAAAUUCUGUGCGCAUGCUGUUAAUCGUACAUGAUGAUUAUUUUCUCUGGUUUGGUUACUCAGUCAGUAAGCUGUAGAGCUGCCCCAUGGAGGUUUCACAAAGACAACAACAGAAAAUCAUGUUAAACAAGCCUCUGAACUGUUUUUAAAGAAGUUGUCUAAUAUAAAUGUGUUGUACAUUUUUUCUAUUUAAGUAAAAUAAUUUAACAUA